Fusarium redolens is the source of this 1026-nucleotide messenger RNA. RefSeq lists its product as uncharacterized. NCBI's taxonomy places the organism in Eukaryota, Fungi, Ascomycota, Sordariomycetes, Hypocreales, Nectriaceae. The transcript has 3 exons. The record is from RefSeq and is a predicted model, not a curated record. Bases 103 to 1026 code for a protein of 307 amino acids.
CUAGAAUCUCUCUUUAACAUAUCUCAACGUGGUAUAACUUAAAUUGUGUCCAGAAUACUCUGACCACUGGCCCUAGAAAGAGCCCAAUAGGUAAAUUACACAAUGGCUGACAACACUAGCGACCUGCUCGCCCCGAGGAACCUCGCGGGCAAGACCGUCAUCAUAACAGGUGGGGCAAAUGGUAUAGGAGCCGAGACUGUACGGCUGUUCAACUCACAUGGAGCGAAUACUGUUAUUGCCGACCUUGAACGGACUCGAGCUGAGGCUGAAUCAGUUAUUCGGUCAUUGCAGCAGCCUACCUCUGCCUUAUUCAUCAGUGUUAACAUUCUUAUCUGGGAUGAAAUGAAAGCCCUUUUCUCUCAAUGCAUAAAACAUUUCGGCAGAAUCGACAUCGUUGUAGCCAACGCUGGUAUAAUGGAGAGUCAAAGUCUUUUUGAUGUUGCAACGGUCGACGAGCAGGGAGAGCUACGCGAAUCGACUGAGGGAUUUUGCGUAAUUGACGUUAACCUCAAAGGGACCAUUAACACGUUACGACUCGCUCUCCACCACAUGCGGCAUAACCAACCAAUUUCACCUGGUGGUUUGAGAGGAUCUGUGGUUCUCGUUACUUCAACAUCAGCAUACUUUGGAACGACUGGUGUAGGGGCAUACAUCACAUCUAAGCAUGGACUCACCGGCCUACUACGAGUGUCACAGAAAGUUGCUCGAGAUUUAGGCAUCGGAGUCAAUGCUGUUGCUCCGUUCUUCACGCCAACGCCUACGUUCAGAGAGUUGGCUGAGAAGUGGAAAGAUUCAGGCCUAAAGUCGAAUACACCAAGAGACGUCGCACGGGCUAUUGCUCUCAUCUGUACACAGAGUGAGACGGGAAAAUGCUAUAUGAUUGUUGCUCGAAAGUCAGUAGAAGUCGAAGAUAGCAGAAACGCGCUUCUUGAACAAUGGCUUGGACUUGAGACUACCGAGCUAUUACAGUCUGCUAGUAUACUCUUCGAGGCUAAUGGCUACCCAUUGCCCAGCAGGCAUGAAUAA